This is a messenger RNA of Hyalella azteca, 2918 nucleotides long. RefSeq lists its product as uncharacterized. The coding region runs from base 76 to 1722 and encodes 548 amino acids. NCBI's taxonomy places the organism in Eukaryota, Metazoa, Arthropoda, Malacostraca, Amphipoda, Hyalellidae. The record is from RefSeq and is a predicted model, not a curated record. The transcript has 4 exons.
UUAUUUUCAGACGUGUAAAAGGUUUUAUUUUAUAAAAUUUCACAGAUUUCAUGGAAAUAAGAGUAACGAAACGCCAUGGGUCUUCGAUUUUUCAUCAAUGCAGGCUUCCUCCUACUUCUGUGCACCGUGGCAGUGGUUCAAGUUACAUGCGACGCAUCAAUCGAAGGUGUAACAUCAACUGUCGCUCCAACUGAUGAUGUAGACCGAGAAUUGCACACUACAGCUGAAACUUCCGUUCAUGAAGGAAGGAUCGAUACGGCAGAAGCUGCUACCGAAGUUUCAGCAAACGAUCUUGCUGAAGAAUCCGGUCAAUCGCAAAAUAACGUUACAAGUGGCAGGUCUCAUGCAACAACUGAUGACCAGAAUACUCGUAUAUACACUAAUUUAAGUGAAGAAGAUGCCAUAGGGACCAAUUUUUCGGCUGGAGAAUCAUCUACUUUACCGUCAGAAAUUUCACAUGUUCCAGAAUCCAGUGAUUCAGCGUCAUCAAGUUCUACUUCAACAUCCACUCCUUUAACAACACCUGCAACAACUUCUAGUAUCGUAUCGUCAUCAUCAUCAAACCCGACUGAACGAAUCACAAUAACAACAACUUCAACUCCGUUGAUAACGCCGGUUCCGAAUCAUUCAACUUCAUCACAGUCGCCAGCCAUGAGCUCCGAAUCGCCGUCUACAGCCACAUCCUUGACAGGUGCAGACCAAACUUUGACGUCAUCCUUACUUCCAGGCUCCUCCACUGAGCGAAUGGAAAUAUCCACAGAGCCAAUGGAAUUAUCCACUGAGCCACUGGAAGUAUCCACUGAGUCGUAUCAGCAUACAGGUGAUGAGCGGUCUCUGACGCACACAACUUCCGGAGCACCAUCAGGAGAUGCGGCAACGAGUGCGGCCAGUGCUGCAAAUUCUUCCACUUCCACGACACUUCAAUCAAACUACACAGAUGAAAUUUCUACUAACUAUAGUCAUCAAGCAUCUAAUUCCAGUGGAGGCGCAACUGAAGCCAGAAUUUCAAGUCAUCCAACAUCGCCUAGUUAUGCAGAAUCAUCCAGCGAUAGUGUGACGCAUAUUCCUGAAUUGAUACCCAACGCAAAUGGCACAAAUGGUGGAAAUGUAACAAGCUAUGAAGGUGGCACGGAUAAUGUAAGUGACACGAACGACUAUACUAGUCCAACAGACUUAGAUGACACGAGAGCUGCAACUCUGAAGAAGUCAAACACUGAGGACUUCGGCAAUUCAACGGCUACUCCACCUGCAGGCGAACGAGAUGAGAAAGUAACGGCAGAUAACAAUGACGCACUCGCUCAUCAUUUCUUCGCCGUAACCGUGACCUCAGCGUUCGUGAUCAACGCAGCGUUCUUCUUAUUAACGUUGUUCUGUGUCUACAAGAUCGUCAAGCGAUACCACACUCGAUCCUGGAGUCCGCAGCCCGUUAAAUACCAGGCGGUUGACUAUGGUAUAUCGAUGGGCAGACAGAACAUGGGCUUGGAUCUUUCCCCAGAAACCCACGGUGGCGUGCCAGCUCCACCAAAGGAAACUCACCACAAGGAUACGCCUAAAGGAUACAAGGAUACGCCUAAAGUUCCUAUAACGAUCACCAACGAGGAUGGUUGGUGCGUUCCGUACGCGGACGACAUCAACGACAAUAAUUCCAACGCUGGUCCUGCUGAUCGUAACAGCCAUCAGAUGCACGAGAUGAACAAUGAGCAACGAGGACGAGCACACUAAAUGAACUUAACAAAAACUCUGCAUUUAUAUGGUCUAUGUGUGGUCAUAUCAUUAUUAAGGGAAAUGAAGUUUCAGGUCUUAACAUAAAUAAUAUGUCGAGAAAUGUUACCACAAGAAUCCCCAUAAGGUUAUGGUCGUAUUGAUGCUAGAAAUGCGGUCACUUUUCUUCUUAACACUCAGUUCUUUUACAGUAGGUAUGACACAAUUUUUUACAGUAAAUAUGAUGGAAUAAUCUUUUAAAUUACGAUACAUCAUGUAAAAAUAUCAUUAAUCUUUAGGGCAAUAUAAUUUUUGUAAAAUUUUAACGUUUGAACGGUGCGAUGUAACAUUUCCAACAUAAUCUUCUGUUGACGAAGCGUUAUAAUUGAAUACAGCCCAUGAGGCAAAUUUUAAUCGUAAACAACAUUUCAAUUGGAAUUGGAACAAGAACAACAUUCCAAUUGUGUAUUAAUAGGACGGGUGCAAUUGGUGAGGUACAGAAUGUACCCCACACUGCAGACGCUGCUGUGUGCAUCUUGUAAUUACAUCACGCAAUUCAAAAUUAUGAUGCAAAUAUUAAAUCAUCAUUGAUAAGGAGCUUAUGUCCACUAUACAUUGUGUGAUUCAAAAAUUAAUUUAUCGCUAAUUAAUGGUGAAAACGAUGUUUAUACGAGCUUUUUUCAUAGUUUUCGCUAAAAAUGGCACGCCUAAAUAUAUAUAAAAUUGCCGUCCUCACAUUCACGCAAUACGAUAUCAUACUACGAUAUUUUCAUAUUGAUUUCACCAUCAACAACGCAGGUGUGAGAAUAAUAUCUUGCGCAUGGAACUAUCAGCAUUUCCAAGAAAUCUUCUGCUGUUAACAACUGCUAAAAAAUAAUCCAGAUAUUCGGAAAAAAUAGUAAAAGUUACGUAGAUGUAAUCUGACUAAAAACGUUAAAAAAUGAGUAGUAAAUCAAGGCAAUUAGCCUGGCUAAACAAAAAGUAGGCGGUAAGGUAGACUUCAUUUAAAAGAUUUUCCAUUAAAUUAGCUGAUUAUAAAUAACAUUAAUGCUAUACAUUUGCAUCGUAAAUAACCCAAGUGAUUUUGAGAAAUAAUCUUCGCUGGACGAGUUUUCAAACAACUGCAGAGAUUCAAGCACAGCAGCACCAACUACUGUAUGCAACUAAUAAUGGAAAUUAAAGAAAAAAUUAAUAUAUAUGUAUAUAUGAUGUUACAG